GGCAUUGUUCUCUGUCGGGCUGGGCAGAGGCAGGAGGGUCCCGCGGAGGAUGGAGGAAAAACUCCCCAGCGGCAUCAAGCCCUACCUGGACAAGCUCACCUUGGGCGUCACAAGGAUAUUGGAGACUUCCCCAGGAGUUGCUGAAGUGACUUUUGUGGAAAAGGAGCCAGCUGAACGCCACACAAUCGUCUCUUGGGAGCAAAAAAACUCCUGUAUAUUACCUGAGGAUUUAAAGAACUUCUAUCUGAUGACCGAUGGCUUCCAGAUGACCUGGAGUGUGAAGACUGAUGAUACCCCGAUGCCCCUGGGCUCCAUGGUGAUUAACAGCGUCUCGAAACUGUGUCGGCUUGGGGGUUCCUCUAUGUACACUCUACCUAGUGCUCCAACUCUCGCUGACCUGGAAGAUGACACAGAUGAGGAAGGUAAUGGAGACAAACCAGAGAAGCCACACUUUGAUUCUCGUAGUCUUAUCUUUGAAUUAGACCCAUGCAAUGGGAAUGGGAAAGUCUGUCUUGUUUAUAAGCAUGCUGAACCAGUGGUCUCCCCAGACACAGAGAUCUGGUUCCUGGACAGAGCUCUGUAUUGGCAUUUCCUCACCAAAACCUUCACAGCCUACUACCGCCUGCUCAUCACCCACCUGGGUCUCCCACAGUGGCAGUAUGCCUUCACCAGCUAUGGGGUCAGCCCCCAGGCCAAGCAAUGGUUUAACAUGUAUAAACCCAUAACCAUCAAUACAGCCCUCCUGUCUGAAGAAGCUGAUUCCUUUGUGAACAAGCUGGACCCCAAUAAGGUAUUUAAAAGCAAGAACAAAACUCCAGUGCUCAAGAAGAAACAACCUUCCCAGCCACCAGGCUCCCAAAAGAGUCACACAAGCAUGACCUCUGCCAAGACAUCCUCACUAGCUGGGAAUUCUUCAAGGAAGUGAGCCCACUAGACAACAUUUGCAAUAAGCUUUGAUGUUUUUUGCUGCAGAGUCUCUGUGGUUCAGAGCAAGUUCCUUGUGCAUGAAGAGAUGUGCCCAUGGAAAACACAUUGCAGCACUUGCAUGAAAUAUAGCCACAAUGUGGAUGUAGUUCCUGGAGGCUCUUUAAAAAAAUUGAUACAUCAAUUUUAUUCCCUUCUGCUACUUGCAGCAUGUACUUUUCAGAGGGCAUGAAGAAACCUUUGAUGUCACUGCUCCAUAGGUGUUGGGGAAGAUGAAAUAGCAAGGCCCUAUAAAUAUGAGGGCCUGGCAAAAGAAUCAGAGAAUACAGAUAUCGAGAUGAAAACAAGGUUUGAAAUACCAAACCUUCAUUACUGAGCAUCCCGAAAACAAUAAUGCAAUCCCCCCUUUCUGAUAGAUCCUAAGGUCAAAUGGAAUGUCCUGUCUCACCCCCCAAUGUAUAGUUCAUCCCUCACCUGUAACCCUCCCCUGAAGUAUCCGAUGUCUGUAACCCCAUUGGCCCAAGCCCUGUCCCAGCCCACCUUGAAGCCCCCUGAUAAGGUGUGGCCGAGGGACCGGACGCUCUCUCUCUCUUGGACCUUCCUGCUGGGACACCCACCUAGCACCAUCUCUCUCUCCCUCUCUCUCUCCCCCCGCUCUCCCUGGGCCUGCCACGAGUUGCGGCUGGCAACUCUAAGCAGGGCCCUUCAUCCUUUACAAUAAACCCUAUGCUCUAAAGACCGGGCCUCAGAGAUCCUUCGUCACCACCCAUCCAAACCGUCCUGGAGUCCAGCCAUCCCCGCACACAGGGAAGCUUUUGUUCCUGUACAACUGCAGCAGUGAAAUGAAAGUAAAUGUAAUUCACUGUAACUUUGACAGACCAAUGCUGAAGUAGAGGGUGUGAAGAUGUUUCUGCCAUGUCUUUUGAAAGAAAACUGCCCUGAUCUUGCAUGCUGUGGGAGCAGGCUGGAACCCACUGAACACAGAAGUAUCUUUCACUCCAGAUAGAAUCAAACUCUGCACUUCCCUGUGCUUCAUCCAACUUCUGCUCUGACAUUCAUGGUACAAUGGAACUUGUGACUUCCAUGUCUCUGCAUUAGCCUAGCCACUAGCUCUGCAGCCCAGACCACUUUUUGGCCUUUGUGCUGUAUCUUUUCAGAUGGUGAUAUGAUUUGCAAUAAUCCUGAAGUCAGAAGCUGCAAGAUCCUUUGUUACCUCCCUUUGUGGGAACUGCUGAGCAGAGAGUCAAUGGUGUUGAGUCACAUCAGCCAGGAGGACUCCUUGGUUUGUCAUACAUUCAUUUGCAAACCUGACCAUUGAAAUAGACACUUUUCAGUUGGGCAGGAUCUCACCAGGGGCCACUGAGAUCCUACAGCCUUAGAAGCCCCUGAUGCUGUUUUCUAUACUGUAAGUUUUCAGGUUAGAACUGCACUUUAACCCAUUCACUGCUGGUUUUCAGUUACUCCUGUUUAUUUCCAUUACUUUUCUAUGCUAUUCUGUCUUCCAAAUACACUGGAAUCAUGGUAGCACCCAACACAUUUUGUGCCUGAAUAUGAAAAUCAAAAUCACUGUCUUCAAGUAAGCAUUUACUAUUUAAACAGCAUCAUCUCUAAUUUUUGAAAAACCACCACAUAAUUACACAAGACAAACAUACCUCACAGGGAUGUUGUGAGGCUUUCAUGAGUAUUUGUAUGGCCUUCAGAAAAAUGAAGCCAUUCUGUAAGUGCUUAAUAGUAUUUUAAUAAAUAUUUGAAUAUUUUCCUCGAAAGUGAUUGGGUAUUUGAAGAUACUUCGGAGAGCACAUGGACACGGGAUGCAAAGAUAUAUGGCAAGAGCAGUGUUCAGGAUGGAUUGUUUGGGGUGUUUUUUAAUGCGGUAAAGAAUCACUGAGAAGGGAUGGGUUACAGUGCUUUUAGCUUGUCCCUCUUGAGCUACUCAGAAAUUGCUAGUUUAUUUUACACAGGCCAGAAGACUGAACUUUGUGGCAGCUGUUCUACUUCUGGCCUGCAGUCACUGUACAAAGUCUCUGCAGCCAUCAGCCACUGCUCAGGUAUAUUUUGCUGCUUCCAGCACUGCCAAGGGCCCACCUUCAAAUGCCAUUGCUGCAUGGCCUAGCAGCCACUCUCUGCCACCCCCAGAUGACAAGAAAUCCUCUAAUGCACCCUCUCAAGCCCAUGGGCAUCUUGAGAUAGGAGAAGAUCUGUUCUAGCUGCUCUAUUGACAUAAAGUGAGCUCUUAUGAGAAAGCACGCGUCAGUACUUCCUAUGUACUUCCAACCCCAUCCCAUGCCAUAGCAAUACCUCAGCUAUGCUUUUAAUAUUGGGAUAGGAAUGACCAUUAAAGCCAGUAAAUGCCCUUUUCUGGAAUUCUGUGCAGUAGUGAUGUUCUGUCACUUCCUGCUCUUGGAGAACUCUGUGUUGUUUAUCCAUGGCACCCAGCCCUGGGACUGCAGUUAUGUGCUUGACAUACAUUACCACACUUGCUUAAGCACUUUCUAGAAAAGUUCAGACUAUUGUCACCCUCGUGGGAACAGGCAGCUUCUGAUAGUGUUCUGCCUCUAAUCCAAUGACACCUCCAACUUUUAAGACUCUUGCAGGCCCACUUCCUCAUUCAGAUGGAGAUAGCAGAAUUCUUGCAGCAGCAGGGCAACAUCUUACAUUUCUCAUGCAUUCAGAGUAGGAAAAAAGUUUGUGGGGGGCAGUUUGUUCAAGAUUUUGGAGACUCUGUCACAGAAGUUCCCUGACUUCUUUUCUGUGGUGGUAGUUGGUGUAGCUCAAGUCUAGAGUGUCAGUACACACAUGGUUCUUUGCUGCCAGCGUGUUCCAGCAGAACUGUGGCAGGAUUCAGGAGACCCUGUAGUUUAAUUCAGUAAUUUCUUAAUGCUUCCUGAAUGUUCAGAUUAAAAAACAAAAACAAAAAAACAAACAAACAAACAAAAAAAAAAAAAAAAACCAACCCAACAAGUUUAUGUUUCUAUUUUAGACUGUCGUUUUUCUUCUCUCUUCUGUGCUGUUCCAAACUAGGUAUGCGGAUAUGCAAAUGAAGCAAGCCUAGGCCCCUGGUCUAUCACUGUAGUGUCUGUCUCUUACCAAAGAAUAUUCCAGAUCAAAAUUUAUGUGUUAAUUGACUUAAUCAUGUUGUAUCUGCCACUGUUGAUGCCUGUAUUUUGAUUCAUAUGAAUAUAUACGUAUCUGGAGACUUGUA
This is a messenger RNA of Vidua chalybeata, 4126 nucleotides long. RefSeq names its product tubulin polyglutamylase complex subunit 2 (gene TPGS2). NCBI's taxonomy places the organism in Eukaryota, Metazoa, Chordata, Aves, Passeriformes, Viduidae. The coding region runs from base 50 to 925 and encodes 291 amino acids. The transcript is spliced from 7 exons. The record is from RefSeq and is a predicted model, not a curated record. Gene Ontology annotation, biological process: protein polyglutamylation.